This is a messenger RNA of Hordeum vulgare subsp. vulgare (domesticated barley), 789 nucleotides long. RefSeq names its product protein RADIALIS-like 3. Gene Ontology annotation, molecular function: DNA-binding transcription factor activity. The transcript has 2 exons. NCBI's taxonomy places the organism in Eukaryota, Viridiplantae, Streptophyta, Magnoliopsida, Poales, Poaceae. The coding region runs from base 138 to 428 and encodes 96 amino acids. The record is from RefSeq and is a predicted model, not a curated record.
UCUUGUCACACCUUCUUCCUCAUCCAUCUCACCAGCAGCCAACAUCCAAGCGUAGUUCAGGUCAUAGGUCGAGGUACGUACAUAGCAGCUUUGCCAGCUUAAUUGUCGAUCGAGGAACCAAUCGUCGAGCGACGUCAAUGGCUUCUCUGUCAAUGAGCGUGGGGUGGACGCCGAAGCAGAACAAGCUGUUCGAGCAGGCGCUGGCGGUGCACGACAGGGACACGCCCGACCGCUGGCACAACAUCGCCAGGGCUGUCGGCGGCGGCAAGUCGGCGGACGACGUGAGGCGCUACUACGAGCUGCUCGUCCAUGACAUCGCCCGUAUCGAGGCCGGCAAGGUGCCCUUCCCCGCCUACCGUCCCCCAUGUCCCGGCCCCGGCCACAACGCCAGCUACGAGGCCGACAGGUUGAAGCACCUGAAGAUCUAGGAGAUAAUCGGUUAAUGGACAAGAAAUGAUGCACACUAAGCAGAUGGAUUGAACGAAGCAGCAUGUGCAUAUGGUGCUUGGGGUGUACCUUUUACUAUAAGCGUGGCUGCGUGGGCAUGGUGUCCAUGUAAUAUAUACAUGCAAAACUAACCGGCAGAAAGAGUCGGCCGACCAUGCAGUGCAUGCAUGUUCAUAAUACACUAGUGGCUAUGGCUAGUGGUCUAUAAGUAUGUACUGAGACCGACUUGUCUCCUUACUUCCAUGUGUUUAACUUAUCUCUCUAUUCUGAUGUACAAUAUUUAUAUUAUUGUCUGCACAUGAACCAUAUAUCCAUAUCAAUGGAGAGAAAGAUUAAUGUUAA